AUGACUACUACAAGUGACGUUCCCCACAAGCUCCAACGUGCAAAUUACGUGAAGGCAAAAGACCUUACACCAGGAUCUCAUGGACAUAAUUUGGUACUUCAGGUAGUUUCUGUUGCUGCAACGGUAGAAAAGAAGCGCUAUGAUGGCUCUGUCUCGCGCAUUGCCGAGGUGGUGCUAGCGGACGAGACUGGAUGUGUAACAUUUACUGCGCGGAAUGACCAGAUUGAUAUGCUAAAAGAAGGACUUGUAGUGGUAUUACGCAAUAGCAAUGCCGAUAUAUACAACGGAUUCAUGCGUUUAAAUGUGACGUUAUGGGGAAAGCUGUCACUACAUCCGGACGGUAUUGAAUCAACGCCGCCACCUCCACCCAGCAUUAAUACGGACAACAAUAUCUCUGCGAUUGAAUAUGAGCUAGUUACGGUAAAUGACGCAGACGAGUGA
Plasmopara halstedii is the source of this 441-nucleotide messenger RNA. RefSeq names its product RFA1, RPA1, rpa. NCBI's taxonomy places the organism in Eukaryota, Oomycota, Peronosporomycetes, Peronosporales, Peronosporaceae. The record is from RefSeq and is a predicted model, not a curated record. Bases 1 to 441 code for a protein of 146 amino acids. The transcript has 3 exons.